UGUCAUUUACGUCAGUGAAAAUGGGUUGGCGACAAAGAUGGCGCCGGUAUCGACAACAGUGUACUACUUGAACAAAACAACGCUGUUAUAAUAAAAAAUAUAAAUAAAAUACGCGUUGUAUAACACAUUUUAAAACUCGGUUCGAUUGAUAUUCUUCAUAUCCAGUUGUGUACAAUGGCGGGCGUCAUGGAAACGGAGGAGCAGGCGAGGAAUCGUUUCCAGUCGGAACUGGAGUUUGUUCAGUGUCUGGCUAACCCGAAUUAUCUGAACUUUUUGGCUCAAAGAGGCUACCUGCGCGAAAAACAUUUUGUAAAUUACCUGAAGUAUUUGCUUUACUGGAAAGAACCAGAAUAUGCCAAAUUCCUCAAAUAUCCUCAUUGCCUGCACAUGUUGGAGCUGUUACAGUACGAGCAUUUCCGGAAGGAGCUGGUGAACGCCCAGUGUGCCAAAUUCAUAGACGAGCAGCAGAUCCUGCACUGGCAGCAUUACUCACGCAAGCGCACACGUCUUCAGCAGGCCCUCGCUGAGCAGCAACAGCAGCAGCAGCAGACGGCGCCACACGGCAACAACACUGCCACAAAAUGAAGCCCGAGCUGAUACACACCAGCUAGUGAGGCGUACAGCAUGUGCACGAUACCUCAAGUCACAGUAUCAAGAAACGAGUGUAAAUAUUGUACAAUCCCCCCUGUGUGGUAACACUGAAAGUUGGACUGUUGAGUUUUGUAAUUAAGAAAAUCAGACUGGAACACACUGACAAUUUCAUCCACUUAGUUUUCUUUCAAUGAAAAGUUAACAAUGUAAUGUAUAAGCGUUUAACUUUUCUCAUUGUCAUCACGACGUCAUGGGAUUACAGUGUUCCAGCGUGAUACUCUUAAUAACAAAACUCAGAGUAAUCCAGUGACAUCAUGAUGACGAUGAGAAAAGUUAAACGCUGAUACAUGUUGAGUUUUCGUUGAAUUAAUUAUUUUCUAACCCCACUGUGGUCACGAAUGAAUAUUUCAUCAGUGCCAGAAAGUCUGAUGACAUGACACCAAAUUCUGGUGAAACUUCUGUUUGUUUUGUUUUUUCCUCCCCCCCUUUUUUUUUUUUUUUUUUACAUCAAUUAAGAUCAGCUCAGAUAUUAUCACUCGAGUCACUUCUUUAAUCAUCUAAUGUGAAGUUUAUAACUGAUGUCAGAUUUGGUAAUGGACAUGAAAGUGUAGGUGUCAUUAUUUCUGUUUAUCUUAUUCGUUUUAUAAAAUAAAGACUUUCGUAUGAUGUUUCGUCUUAAAUUCGGGUCUUUUUACACUCACUGCUGGCCACUUUAAUAGGAACUUGUUCUUGAUUCUAAGACUCCUGUUCUUUGCAGGAGUGGAACCCAAUGUGGUCUUCUAUUUUCUGUUGCAUGUUGAGAUGCUUUUCCGCUCACCAUGGUUGUAAAGAGUAACUUUGAGUUACUAUAUCAUACCUGCCAACCUGUACGCAUAUUGCGUAGCCGCUACGAAUUUUUACCUCAUUGUACGACUGUACGUUUUCACAUUAAAAAGUACGCAUAUCGUCCGAACUUGCAUUUCAGUCAAGUUCUCGCUGAAGUUGAUACCGCUGAUCUGUGAGAAAACUCAAAGCCAGAAUGGAACGCUUUGCCCAAUCCCCCCGCCCCUCUUCCAGAGCGUGUGGCUCCGCCCUCUUCACCCCUCCCCUUCCUCCUUCGCGUCGCUGACUUGAGUGCAGCGGUGCAGCCAGAGGUCAGGUGGCUAGAGCAAGUCGGGGAUUGAAACAUCGGUUAGAGAAGAGAGAUUUCAUCAAUGGUGGUCAACAAUCCAUUCUGCAAAGAUCACUGGAAAGGUAAAAUAAAAACAUUAGGUCAGCCCAAUAAACCGACAUUGUUAACCCCUCGUGAACGUUAUACCAGGGCUUUCCACUAAAGCUAGCCGCACACUACGCCGAUCCACGCGGUACCGAACCGACCCAUUUCAGAGCCGACUCCCGACAGGGCACGCACAUAUCCCUGACUAACUCAUGACUGUUGACGAGUGCAGUCGCGAUUGAAGCGACACCAAACAAGAUUAUGCGAACUAAGCAUCAUAAACAUUCCGCUAAAUAUCACGUGACAACUUAAUAGCUUUGUGAUUGGCUAUUGGAUAUAGUUACUGUUAAAUCCAACACUUGAAGAUGCUACAGACUGAAUUACAAAUGACACAACAUGGAAUAUGUAGCGCACUAUCUAGGCUGCAUGAGCUAUUAUUUCCAACCUUAAAUAGUGCACUUAUAUAGGGGAGUUAAAGCGAUUUGGAAUUCAGCCACACAACUUGAGCAGAGUGGCUUUCCAGCCCACUGUAUCUAUGCAUAAAGCUUCAGUCUAUGGAAUUGCAGUAUAUACCUGCAUUAGGUGCUACCAACACGUAUUUCUCGCGCUAGAAAUUGUGUUUAAUGAUGUCACGUGUUAUAUGCGAAAGAUAUGAUUGACUAUUGCUAGCAACUCUCGCCGAUCAGUCUGGCUCCCGAUUAGUUUUUCGAAUCGGCUGUGAGAUGAGUCGGUACCAUCGAAAACUAGUCUUUACGCCUGACUCGCGACUUCAGUUGGCUCGGUACGCUGAAAAUCGGCGUAGUGUGCGGCUAGCUUAAGGCUCAUACUAGCCAUCCAUGACAAAUAAGUAGCCAGCCGGGGGAGUGUGUGUGAGGGAGAGAGAGCAGCCCCUCCCCUCUCUGCUCCCUGAGUGGAGCUCGUCGCCUUGGUAACGGUGCAGGUGCAGGGAAGAGACACAAUAUGACAAGCAAAGAGCGCUUUUUCUCAGAGUUUCCUCUCCUCGAACAACGCUGAUUUACACGGAAAUGAAAGGAGCUAUUCACAAAAUUCUUUCACAUUGAGUGCUACAAGGCUCUUAUGAACACAUUGAUGUAAGUUUUUUUGUCCCUAGUGUAAAAAAUGUGGCCACUAGAGUGAGUUAAAAACAAGUGACAUUUCUGAUUUUGCAGUAAAAGCGCUGCCACGUUUAUAAUGGGAGUCUAUGGGGCAGCGCCUGUCCUCUCCUUACUUUCAGGCUUCUCAUUCAAAAACUGUAAAUCCUAUCGCUCAGGUAGACACAUUGUGUGAAUCAAGACAAGUGUGACUACAACUUUUGAGAAAAUUAUGUCUUUAGAGUGAAAUUUGUGGCUGAAAACACAGUUUAAAUGAGAAAGUUUGAGCUUUUUUUUUUCAAGCUCUCUACACUCUAACUUAAUGAGCCCCACUGGUGUGUAACGCCAUAGACACCCAUUAUAAAGUCUGAAUUUCUCCAGAAUUGCUCAUGGUGUUUGAUCUGUGACUGAUGCACACAGGAGAAUUUUGUCUCCGUUUUAAAGUUUUAAUCAUGUCUCUAGGUGAAAGACAAAAUAAGCGUUCUCUCUGCUUCUGUUCCCUCCGAUGUCUCCUCCGACGGCCCUGGCACACUACUGCCUCUGCCGAGUGCGCACGCACACACCGCAUGUUGGGGCCGCAGAUGAGUUACUCUCCCCUGAUCAACGAAGUCGGCGGGGAAUUUGUGGUUAUUAUUGGUACAAACAGCGCGAAUCACAACUUAAAUGAGUGCGGUUCAGUUUGACAUUUAUUGUCAGUCUGUUAGAUAAACAUUUAAUUUUAUUAAAAUCGAAAAUUAAUAUUUAGAGCCUGUGGGCUACAAAAAUAAUAGUCAUUAAAGUAGCCGGCUGGACUUAAUUGUGUAGUCGGCUGUAUGGCCGGCAGGCGGCGCUUGUGGAAAGCCCUGGUUAUACUCGUUCACCAACUCAAUAUGCUGCAAUACUUCAGGCUUUCCCACAUGCAUAUUUCAGACAAAAACUGAACAUAUGGAGCCCGAACCGAGCGCCAAACUUGUUCAGAAACCCCAAAGAUUUCUGGAAAGCUAUCGGGAGAGGUGGCCUUGUCUCACACGGUCGCAGUUACCCAGCCACGCAUUCUGCACGGUGUGCAAGAUUGAUAUAGACAUCAGUCACCAAGGCCCUGUGAUGACCUGGCGACUUGUCCAGGGUGUACCCUGCCUUUCGCCCGUAGUCAGCUGGGAUAGGCUCCAGCUUGCCUGCGACCCUGUAGAAGGAUAAAGCGGCUAGAGAUAAUGAGAUGAGAUGAGAUGAGAUCAGUCACCAAGAAGCAACAGGUAUGCUAAUGCCGUCCCACACACGCCCGUUAAUAAGAAGUUUUAGCUAAGUGGAAGGCAGUGCGUAACACUUUUACUGUUAUGCACGGCCUUCCUAUAUUUGUAACAGAAACGGUUGUGUUUCACGUGUACUCAAGAGCUUCCUAGCCGUUAUUUUGUGCAUUUACAACACCAACAGUACAGGCUAGUUCUUCAUUUAACUUCGAAGCCGUCACUCGAGGUUGCAUAUUCGAUGCGGUAACCAACGAAACCUGAUUACAAUUCCUCUCAUGCUCUCAUUGAAUCACUAUGAUAAGUACCACUUUAUUGAUGUGCUCAACAAAACGUAGCGUGUUGUAUAUCUUAAGGGCAGUUGGUAACUUCUGUCAAUGGUAGUCUAGGAAUGUUUGCAGAUGAUGUGAAGUCGAAAAUUGGUCAUCCCUCUUAUGAAAAAACCUGCGUGGUAUUGCAGUAUCAAAUGCUUUUUUCUACAGUAUUACUGCAGUAAAUGCAAUAUUUCAAAUGCAAAUGCAAUAGUUUGCACAUGAAAAAGGCAUACUACAAAAUACUGCAGUGUACUGUAUAAUGCAAUAUUUUGGACAUGUGUGUGUGGGGGGUCUGCACAGUGCAGGAAAAAAAAGUCAGUUUCCCAUUUAUACACUGCAUUUUUUUCCCAUAAGGGCCUUACAAAAGCCUGGGUCUGUAAUGUUUGUUGUGCUUUUCAAAACGGAAGGAAGUUCCCAAGAGCCAUCAAUAACAGUUUCCCAAAGUCUAUCAAUAGGAAUGUUUUACAAAACUGGACUAUGUUCCCAAGGUCAAUCAAUAAAACUGAAUUGAAA
This is a messenger RNA of Neoarius graeffei (lesser salmon catfish), 4927 nucleotides long. RefSeq names its product mediator of RNA polymerase II transcription subunit 31-like. The transcript is spliced from 4 exons. Gene Ontology annotation, biological process: xenobiotic detoxification by transmembrane export across the plasma membrane; regulation of transcription by RNA polymerase II. The record is from RefSeq and is a predicted model, not a curated record. Gene Ontology annotation, cellular component: mediator complex; membrane; core mediator complex. Gene Ontology annotation, molecular function: transcription coregulator activity; xenobiotic transmembrane transporter activity; antiporter activity. The coding region runs from base 175 to 585 and encodes 136 amino acids. NCBI's taxonomy places the organism in Eukaryota, Metazoa, Chordata, Actinopteri, Siluriformes, Ariidae.